Columba livia (rock pigeon) is the source of this 2163-nucleotide messenger RNA. RefSeq names its product DNA polymerase iota-like. Gene Ontology annotation, biological process: translesion synthesis. Gene Ontology annotation, molecular function: DNA-directed DNA polymerase activity; damaged DNA binding. The transcript is spliced from 10 exons. The record is from RefSeq and is a predicted model, not a curated record. Bases 138 to 2039 code for a protein of 633 amino acids. Lineage: Eukaryota; Metazoa; Chordata; Aves; Columbiformes; Columbidae.
GCUAGGACCUGCGCGGCGCGGCGAGACCGUCCGGCCGCCUCCGCGGCGGGGCGGGCGCAGCGCGAAGGGAGCGGUGGGAGCGCGGCCGGUCCCGCCGGCGGCGGAGGGGAGCGGCGCUGAGUCAGCCCCGGGGCGGCAUGGAGCCCUUCCCGCCGCCCACGGAGCAGGACGAGGAGGAGGCGGAGGACUGGCUGCGCCCGCAGCCGGCCGGCGGGGCCGGCCCGUCAGGUCCCAGCAAGCCCGCGUUGGCAAGAAGCGCAGCGCACAGGGUGAUCGUGCACAUGGACCUGGACUGCUUUUACGCACAAGUAGAAAUGAUCCGGAAUCCUGAAUUAAGAGACAAGCCUCUAGGUGUGCAGCAGAAAAACCUCGUGGUUACCUCGAACUACGAAGCUAGAAAACUCGGAGUACAGAAACUGAUGUUUGUGAAGGAUGCUAAAGAGAAGUGUCCUCAGCUGGUGCUGGUUAACGGGGAGGAUCUCACUGCGUACAGGGAGAUGUCGUACAAGGUUACAGAGCUGCUGGGGGAAUUCUGUCCGCUGGUGGAACGGCUUGGGCUCGAUGAAAACUUUGUGGACGUCACAGAGAUGGUCGAGGAAAGAUUAAAGCAGCUCCAGCAAAGCGCAUGUUCCAGAGUCUGUGUGUCCGGCCACGUGUACAACAACCAAGCUAUUAAUUUGGACGAUACAAGGCAUGUAAGACUAAUUCUUGGCUCUCAGAUCGCAGAGGAGUUGAGGGAAGCCGUAUACACGAGGUUGGGCCUCACGGGCUGUGCAGGAGUGGCCGCCAACAAAUUACUGUCUAAAUUAGUGUCCGGGACCUUCAAACCCAAUCAACAAACGGUUCUUCUGCCCGAGAGCCGCCCAGAUCUAAUUCGCAGCCUCGACCGCAUCCAAAAAGUGCCUGGCAUUGGUGCCAAAACGGCCAGACGUCUGGAGGCGCUGGGGAUUAGAAACGUGUGCGAUGUGCGAGCGUUUCCGUCGGCGGCGCUGGAGGCGGAGCUGGGCGCUGCUCUCGCUCAGCGCAUCCAGAAGCUCAGCUGCGGAGAGGACGAGUCGCCCGUGACCCCGUGGGGCCCUCCACAGUCCUUUAGUGAUGAAGAUUCCUUUAAAAAAUGUUCAUCAGAAGUGGAAGUGAAAGAGAAAAUUGAAGAGCUGCUUCAUAAUCUAUUAGACAGAAUCCACAAAGACGGAAGACAACCACACACCGUGAGACUGACCAUUCGCCAGUUCUCCUCAACGGAUAAAUGGUUUAAUCGGGAAAGUCGCCAGUGUCCCAUUCCACCUCAUCUCAUCCAGAAAUUUGGAAAAGAAAGCAGCGACAUUCUGUCCCCGUUGGUUGAUAUACUACUGAAACUCUUUCGCAAGAUGAUAGAUGUACAUCUGCCGUUCCACCUCACCCUUCUGAGUGUCUGCUUCUCCAACCUCAAAGAUCUUCCUUGCGGCAAGAAAGGAUCAAUCGGUUUCUAUCUAAAGCAGAUGUCACCACCAGCAGGCUCCGGUAAACGUGCCCGGGAAGUGGAAGAUGUCUCACAAGAGGAGGGAAACACUUCUUGGAACCAGAACUACAACAGAACUAGAACUACCAAAAGUAGGAAACUUCCGGAGGAAAAGCAAAGGCAGCUCAAAGAAGCGGGAAUUCCUCCCUGCCCAUUUCAUUUGCCUCCCGGUGAUAUUGACCCACAAGUCUUCAGGGAACUUCCAGAAGAUAUUCAACGAGAAAUGAUUCUGGAAAAACCAGAAGCGAUGGCCAGUUGUUCUUCCAAGUGUCCCACAAGUGCGCUGGAGAAACAGGUGUUGGAGGAGAAAACUUCCCGGCAAGCAGGAAUUGUAUUUCCCCCUCAUGUUGACACAAAGACAUUUUACGAACUACCUGCAGAUGUGCAGGAAGAACUAAUCGCCGAAUGGAGAAAUCAGAGACCUGUGUCCAAAACUAUGGAUAAACCCCCUGAAAAGCCCAAAGCAAGUAAAGGAAGAAGGAACGCAGCCCCGUGUUUAUCACAGUCUAACAGUUUGCUAAGAUAUUUUAAGCCACAGUGAAAGGUUUUUCAUCAUAGCGACGCUGUAAGAAUCAGCACUCGAAGGCACUUUAGUUCUGAAAGUUUACUGUGAAUUGGAAAGGUGUGAAUAUUAAAAAUAAAUCUUGACAACUUUUGACAUAAAA